AUUCAUCCUGUUGUCGACUUAGUUCCAGUUGGUGAGUUAGUAUAGAUGAUAGGAUGGUUUUAUUAUAGGCAGUAUUUUGAUAAAUAAUUUUGGCAGGGCAUUAUUUUGGUAAAUUUGUUUUAAAAUUAUCAUUAAUCCGGUAAAAAUGCCUACCAAGUAUCCUUCCUUCCUUCCGAUGCCCUUCUUCUUCCUUCCUCUCCAUUAAUGGCGAUCGCUGCGCCGGGCUCGCUCAACCUAGCGGAGUACCCUUCGUCGGGGUCUCGCACCGUUGAUUCCUUCAAGCGACACAGAUUGAUCGGAGAGGGUACCUAUGGACAGGUAUAUGAGGCCCAGGAAAUUAUAACAGAAGAAAGAGCAGCACUGAAAAAAUUAAAACUGGAUAAUUGGAAAGAAGGGUUCCCAGUUCCAAUAAUACGUGAGAUCAAACUUUUAAAGAAAAUGGAUCAUGAGAAUGUAAAACUGAAAGAGGUCGUGACCUCUCUGGGUCCUGAAAUAGAUGAGAAGGGAAGAUCAGAUGGUAACAAGUAUAAAGGUAACAUCUAUAUGGUUUUUGAAUACAUGGACCAUGAUUUGUCAGCAGUUAUGAACCGCAGCACAGCUCCCCAAAUAAAGAGCUACAUGAGGCAGCUGCUAAAGGGACUUCAUUAUUGUCAUGCCAACAAUGUACUUCAUCGUGACAUUAAAGGGCCUAAUCUUCUAAUCAAUAGGAGGGGAAUCUUAAAGCUUGCUGAUUUUGGCCUUGCAUGGUCAUUUGUCAAGGGUGAAAAUUUUACAAAUCGUGUCAUAACUUUGUGGUACAGAGCUCCAGAAUUGCUGCUUGGAGCCACAAAAUAUGAUGAAGCUGUGGAUAUAUGGUCUGUUGGUUGCAUAUUUGCAGAAUGUCUGAACAGAAGACCAAUUUUUCCAGGAAAGAGUGAGCAAGAGCAGCUAUAUAAAAUUUUUGAGCUCUGUGGAACUCCAGACGAAGAAAGCUGGCCUGGUGUUUCUAAGCUACCAUGGUAUAAUACCUGCAAGCCAGCAAGGCCACUGAAGAGAUGCCUGAGAAAAAUUUUUUGGCAUGUUGACAUCAUGCAUUGCAGUUGCUUGAGAGGAUGCUAACACUGAAUCCAUCCCAGAGAAUAUCUGCAAGGGAUGCAUUGGAUGCUAUGUAUUUCAGAUACUGAAAAUAGAAUCUGGUGCCACAAUGAAACAAAGAAAACAAAGUGCACAGCUUGCUGUUUUUAUUACGUUUAAAGACAUGCAGGUAAGGCUUGAUUUUGCUUCUGCAUGAAAAUGUUACUGCAGAAGGUGUUUUAGUUGCAGAUCAUGGAUGCAGCGUGAUGGAAGUGAAUCAUGUCUACUUUCCUUCAUUACUUGUAAAUGAGUGGGAAAUGAAGGAUUUUGCUGGCUAAAGGUGGGGAUGAAUUAAUUGCAGAUGAUGAAUUCAUGCUAAGAAGAAAUGAUGUCCACUUCUGAAGGGUUUUUCUGCAGACUACAGGUUGGAAGGCAUAGGGCUGUAGUUGGAACAUGUCUCUGAUGCCAUUUCCGUGGUUUACUGCGGAUGUUCUGUGCUGCAACUGGCUUUGACCACCAAUCGUGGCAAACACCGGGACUGCAAAUGGGGUGUGUGUGUGUGUGUGUGUAUAUAUAUAUAUAUAUAUAUAGAGAGAGAGAGAGAGAGAGA
Molecule: messenger RNA, 1663 nt
Organism: Elaeis guineensis (African oil palm)
Lineage: Eukaryota; Viridiplantae; Streptophyta; Magnoliopsida; Arecales; Arecaceae
Source: RefSeq, a predicted model, not a curated record